Molecule: messenger RNA, 1179 nt
Organism: Cynocephalus volans (Philippine flying lemur)
Lineage: Eukaryota; Metazoa; Chordata; Mammalia; Dermoptera; Cynocephalidae
Gene: LHX6
Product: LIM homeobox 6
Exons: 10
Coding region: 1-1179 (392 amino acids)
Biological process (GO): regulation of transcription by RNA polymerase II; neuron differentiation; forebrain neuron development
Cellular component (GO): nucleus
Molecular function (GO): RNA polymerase II transcription regulatory region sequence-specific DNA binding; DNA-binding transcription factor activity, RNA polymerase II-specific
Source: RefSeq, a predicted model, not a curated record
AUGUACUGGAAGCAUGAGAACGCCGCCCCGGCGCUGCCCGAGGGCUGCCGGCUGCCGGCCGAGGGCGGCCCCGCCACCGACCAGGUGAUGGCCCAACCAGGGUCCGGCUGCAAAGCGACCACCCGCUGUCUCGAAGGGACCGCGCCGCCCGCCAUGGCUCAGUCUGAUGCCGAGGCCCUGACGGGCGCUCUGGACAAAGACGAGGGUCGGGUCUCCCCGUGUACGCCGAGCACACCAUCUGUCUGCUCGCCGCCCUCUGCCGCCUCCUCCGUGCCGUCUGCCGGCAAGAACAUCUGCUCCAGCUGCGGCCUCGAGAUCCUGGACCGGUAUCUGCUCAAGGUCAACAACCUCAUCUGGCACGUGCGGUGCCUCGAGUGCUCCGUGUGUCGCACGUCGCUGAGGCAGCAGAACAGCUGCUACAUCAAGAACAAGGAAAUCUUCUGCAAGAUGGACUACUUCAGCCGAUUCGGGACCAAGUGCGCCCGGUGCGGCCGACAGAUCUACGCCAGCGACUGGGUGCGUCGGGCGCGCGGCAACGCCUAUCACCUAGCCUGCUUCGCCUGCUUCUCCUGCAAGCGCCAGCUGUCCACGGGCGAAGAGUUCGGCCUGGUGGAGGAGAAGGUGCUGUGCCGCAUCCACUACGACACCAUGAUCGAGAACCUCAAGAGGGCCGCCGAGAACGGGAACGGCCUCACGCUGGAAGGGGCAGUGCCCUCGGAACAGGACAGUCAGCCUAAGCCGGCCAAGCGCGCGCGGACGUCAUUCACCGCCGAACAGUUGCAGGUUAUGCAGGCGCAGUUCGCGCAGGACAACAACCCGGACGCACAGACGCUGCAGAAGCUGGCGGACAUGACGGGCCUCAGCCGGAGGGUCAUCCAGGUGUGGUUUCAAAACUGCCGGGCGCGUCAUAAAAAGCACACACCGCAGCACCCAGUGCCGCCCUCGGGGGCGCCCCCGUCCCGCCUCCCCUCCGCCCUGUCCGACGACAUCCACUACUCCCCAUUCAGCAGCCCCGAGCGGGCGCGCAUGGUCACCCUGCACGGCUACAUUGAGAGUCAGGUUCAGUGCGGGCAGGUGCACUGCCGGCUGCCUUACACCGCGCCCCCCGUCCACCUCAAAGCCGAUAUGGAUGGGCCACUCUCCAACCGGGGUGAGAAGGUCAUCCUUUUUCAGUACUAA